AUGAUGAAUCUCUUCAGGUUGUUAGGGGACUUGUCCCAUCUGCUCUCAAUUCUGAUUCUUUUGCACAAGAUGAAGACUUCAAGUAGUGCGGCUGGUAUCUCGUUCAAGUCGCAGUUCCUGUACUUGAUUGUGUAUCUCAGUCGGUACAUUGACCUCCUUUGGACCUUCUACGAUCCCAACGCGCUGUACAACACCGUCUUCAAGAUUGUCUUCAUCAGCACAUCGGCGUACACCGUGUACCUCAUGCUCAACGAUUACAAGCCCACCCACGACCCGAACCUCGAUACCUUCAAAGUACAAUACUUGCUAGCGGCAAGCACAGUCCUGGCGGUACUCUUCCCGUACAAGUACACGUUGACUGAGAUUCUAUGGGCCUUCUCCAUUUGGCUAGAAUCGGUUGCUAUCCUGCCCCAGCUCUUCAUGUUGCAGAGGACCGGUGAAGCAGAGACAAUCACAACACACUACUUGUUCGCGCUGGGCGCCUACCGCGCGUUGUAUAUUCCCAAUUGGAUAUACAGGUACUUCUUCGACGUGCCGCGCUUCUAUGACCCGAUUGCUGUCAUUGCAGGUAUUGUUCAGACGAUUCUGUACUCGGAUUUCUUCUACAUCUACUACACAAAGGUCGUCCAAGGCAAAAAAUUCAACCUCCCUGUCUAG
This is a messenger RNA of Ascochyta rabiei, 657 nucleotides long. Its product is annotated as endoplasmic reticulum retention protein. The transcript is spliced from 5 exons. The coding region runs from base 1 to 657 and encodes 218 amino acids. Gene Ontology annotation, cellular component: membrane; endoplasmic reticulum; cis-Golgi network. Lineage: Eukaryota; Fungi; Ascomycota; Dothideomycetes; Pleosporales; Didymellaceae. The record is from RefSeq and is a predicted model, not a curated record. Gene Ontology annotation, molecular function: ER lumen protein retrieval receptor activity. Gene Ontology annotation, biological process: protein retention in ER lumen; endoplasmic reticulum to Golgi vesicle-mediated transport.